Messenger RNA from Syngnathus acus (greater pipefish), 4790 nucleotides. RefSeq names its product inactive phospholipase C-like protein 2. Gene Ontology annotation, biological process: intracellular signal transduction; lipid metabolic process. The coding region runs from base 593 to 4123 and encodes 1176 amino acids. Gene Ontology annotation, molecular function: phosphatidylinositol-4,5-bisphosphate phospholipase C activity. The record is from RefSeq and is a predicted model, not a curated record. NCBI's taxonomy places the organism in Eukaryota, Metazoa, Chordata, Actinopteri, Syngnathiformes, Syngnathidae. The transcript is spliced from 6 exons.
UUGCUGCAAUGAUCCAGAAUGCUUUUACUUUUGUACAACUUCCAGCAUUUUAUUUUUAAAUACACAAUUCUGUCCUCCUAAAUAAGUACAGAUUGUGGAUACUUUUCACCUCUGGAAAACUAAAAGUCCAAUUCCAAUUCCGUUCCACCAUUGAUCAUUUGUCAAAGAUUUUUAACAGUUCAUGGAGCUGCUUUACUUUGCGUGGUAAGGAUGGUGCGUGCCUACAUCGACGGGCACGCGCGGCACCGUGCUCGCGUCGCGCUCGUGCCCGCGCAGUCUUGAAUUUGUCCCGCGGAUGCACGCCAGUUGUGUGCAGUGUAUGUUGGUCCAAACGACAAGACGGUGCCGGUUCGGUACGAGCACAAGUGGAGUAGUAGCACAGCCCUUCGGGACCAGAAGGUUCGGAAGCAGGACCGCUUCCGAGUUGCGGGCUUGUCGCAGUGAAGGAGCGAAGAAGCGGGGGGCACCGGCCGGCCGGCUCCCUGUUUCGGGCACCAGGCGAAGUCCGAGUCGCCUUUUUGUGGAUUAAAAAACAGAAAUGGGCCGCUGCCGCAAAACCGUGGAGGUGUUGCUGUUGCUGCUUCUGUGAACCAUGGCGGGGCUCCACGCUUCUUCGGAUCCAUCGGGACAUUUUCUGGACUUGAGCCGGUCGACGCAAGCCUCCGCCGCUGCAGGGUUCGGCGGCGGUGGAGGCGGGGCCACCCGGCCCUACUUGGAGGUGUCGGCCGACGCUGCCCGGAGCUUCGGAGCCGAUGGAGUGUACAGCAACGGCCGGUACCGGGAACUGAGCAGCCCGACGGUUGGCGUUCGCAGCCGGGAUCCGUCCACGGAGAGGAGCCAGGGAGGAGCGAACACACCUUGCGGCAUCAUGAAGGAUGGGUCCAAACAGAGGCAAGUGAGGAAAAAGACGGUUUCCUUCAGCUCCAUGCCGAGCGACCGCAAGAUCAACAGCACAGCGGCGUGCAUGGCCUUCAUGAUGGAAGGCUGCGAGAUGAAGAAAGUGCGCUCCAACUCGCGCAUGUACAACAGAUACUUCCUGCUGGACCCGGACAUGCACUGGCUCCGCUGGGAACCCUCCAAGAAAGACUCCGAGAAGGCCAAGCUGGAGAUCAAGAGCAUUAAGGAGGUCCGAUUAGGGAAGAAGACUCCGGUCCUUCGCAGCAACGGGCUCUCUGAUCAGUUCCCGGAUGAGUGCGCCUUCUCCAUCAUCUACGGGGACAACUACGAGUCGCUGGAUUUGGUUGCCAGUACGGCCGACGUGGUCAGCACCUGGGUGAUGGGCCUGAGAUACCUGGUGUCUUACGGCAGGCACACCGUCGACAUGGUGGAGCCCAGCCAGCCCAGCGUACGGACAUCUUGGAUCAGCUCGGUCUUUGAGCUGGCAGACAUGGAAAAAGAUGGACACAUUGAUCUUUUCAGGGCCACUCAAAUCAUCAAGGGGCUCAACCCUGGAAUGAAAGAGGCAAUGAUAGAACUCAAAUUCAAAGAACUCCAGAAAGCCAAAGACCAAUACGGCGAAGCGAUCAACAUGGACACAUUCGUGGAGGCCUACUGCGAGCUUUGCACGCGUCCGGAAAUUUUCUUCUUGCUGAUGCAGUACUCCAGUAACAAGGAGUACUUGGACUGUAAAGACCUUAUGUUAUUCGUGGAGGUGGAGCAAGGUGUAGAAGGUGUGACGGAGGACACGUGUAGGGAUAUGGUUCUAAAAUACGAGCCCACGGCCGAAGGCAGGGAACAGAUUUACCUCUCCAUCGAUGGCUUCACGCAUUACCUCCUCUCGUCCGAGUGCCACAUCUUCGACCCGCAGCACAAGCGGGUGUGCCAGGAUAUGACUCAACCCUUGUCCCACUACUACAUCAACUCUUCACAUAAUGCCUCUCUUCUGGAAGAUCACUUCUGGGGUUCCUCCGACAUCAGUAGUUACAUUCGCGUUCUGAGGAUGGGCUGCCGCAGCAUCGAGGUCGUCGUCUGGGACGGUCCCGAUAAUGAGCCGGUGGUGUACGUUGGUAGUUCCGUGGCCUCGCAGCUGGCAUUCUCCAAGGUCCUGGAUAUCGUCAACCAAUAUGCUUUUGAGAGCUCCGAGUAUCCGCUCAUCCUCUGCUUAGUUGCUCAUUGCUCCGUCUAUCAGCAGAAGGUCAUGGCCCAACACAUGAAAAAAGUUCUCGGGGACAAACUGUAUGUGGAUUCCCCCAACAAAGAGGAAAACUAUCUGCCCUCUCCUGAGACACUCAAAGGGAAAAUCCUUCUCAAGGGUAAGAGACUCGAGCACGGUUGCACAGAACCCGAAGGUGAUGUGACGGAAGAGGAAGAAGGUUUCGAAAUGUCCAGAAGAGUAGAAGAUAGAGACCAACUAAACGGUUGUAGAAGUCUCCGUCUGUGCAAGGAGCUCUCUGAGCUCGUGUCUCUUUGUAAAUCGGUCCAGUUCCGAGACUUUGAGACGUCAAAAAGGGACCAGAAAUAUUGGGAGAUUUGCUCCUUCAACGAGGUCGACGCCAACAGAUUCGCCAAUGAGUUUCCGGAGGAGUUUGUCUGCUACAACAAGCGUUUCCUCUCCAGGGUUUACCCCACCCCGAUGCGGAUCGACGCCAGUAACAUGAACCCGCAAGAUUUCUGGAAAUGCGGCUGCCAAAUCGUCGCCAUGAACUACCAAACGCCCGGCCUGAUGAUGGACCUCAACCUCGGCUGGUUUCGACAAAACGGUAACUGCGGUUACGUGUUGAGGCCGGCCAUCAUGAGAGAGGAGGUGUCCUACUUCAGCGCCAACGCUCGGGAUUCCUUGCCCGGGGUUUCCGCCCAGCUCCUUCACAUUAAAGUCAUCAGCGGGCAGAACCUCCCCAAGCCUCGCGGUUCGGCGGCCAAGGGCGACGUGGUGGAACCGUACAUAUACGUGGAGAUCCACGGCAUCCCGGCCGAUUGUGCCGAGCAAAGAACCAAAACCGUGUCUCAAAACGGCGACAACCCCAUUUUUGAUGAGAGUUUUGAAUUCCAGAUCAAUUUACCCGAAUUGGCCGUCCUGCGUUUCGUGGUGUUGGACGACGACUAUAUCGGAGACGAGUUCAUCGGCCAGUACACCAUCCCGUUUGAGUGCCUGCAGCCCGGGUACAGGCACGUCCCGCUACAGUCGCUGACGGGAGAGUUCUUACCCAACACCACGCUGUUCGUCCACGUGGCCAUCACAAACAGACGGGGAGGCGGCAAGGCCCAUAAGAGAGGAAUUUCAGUCAGGAAAGGUCGCAAAACCCGCGAAUACACCAAUACCAAAACCACCGGGAUCAAAGUGGUGGACGAACUUUUCCGAGCAUCCACCCAACCACUUCGGGAGGCCACGGACCUCCGAGAAAAUGUACAGAACGCCAUGGUGUCCUUCAAGGAGCUCUGCGGUCUGACGCCGGCCGCCAACAUGAAGCAGUGCAUCUUGACCGUGUCCACCUGGCUGAUGAACAGCGAGCGCUCACUUCGGGUGACGGUGGACCUGAGCGAGACCUACCCCACCAUGGAAGCUCAGGGUCUGGUGCCCGAGCUGCUGCGCAAGGUGCUCAACGCCUACGACAUGAUGAUCCAGACGAGCAGAACGCUGAUCGAAUCGGCAGACGGCGUCUACUGCAAACUCGUGCAAGCACAGCGCGCAGGUCUGGACUUCCACGAGGACCUGCACCGCAUCGGUGUCAAGGAGGGCUUGAAGGGUCGCAAACUCCAGAAGGCCAUGGAGAGCUACGCCUGGAACAUCACCGUGCUCAAGGGCCAGGCGGACCUAUUGAAGCACGCCAAGAGUGAGGCACUGGACACCUUCCGUCAGAUCCACUGCGCAGCUCAGUCCUGCGGCCUCAGUAAAAAUGGCGCAGCCUCCCCUCAGCUGCAACAUCACCCGCCUUAUCUCCACCAACACCCGACGCAGCCUCAGGCCAAGGCGUCACCGCUACCGUCCCCCUCGCAACCCCAACCUUGGACUGCUCAUUCUCCACUCCCACUGUUCCAAAGUGUUCCGAAACCACCUGCUUACACGCCCCCUCCAGCUUUGCCGCCACACUUCCAGUUUGAGCAGCAAAGAGCAGCCGGACCAUUGGACUCAAUCACGGAGAAGGAGACAUUCAGCGACGAGCCGGCCGGACCGGGACACUGCUGACCCGCAGCCUGUGCCCACGGAGACGAGCACCCGAGAGAGGAUCAAAAAAAUGAGGGGAAACAUCUGGAGGCGAGCGGUCAAGAAAAGGAGAUGAUGAAGAGGAAGACCCGCCGCACUAGGAGUGAAACACAAGUGUGAAGGUUAGACUUGAGAGAGCAGAAGAAGAAGAUGUAAAUUUUCACUUUCACGCUUCACACGUUUUCUUCUUCUGCUAUCUCCAAAGUUCUCUCUCGGGGUGCCAUCGUUUUCCCACACACCUUCUAUUCUUCUACUCUGUGGGUACAGGCUGCACCUCAUGACCGCUUUCCUACGUGGUCACACUUUGCCUCUGCAUUUUUAUUUCUUCACAAUUUUUAGUCCUCUUAUUUGUUUGCCCUGAGGAACACUUCGGGAAUCAUUCCUUGAUUUUAGUUUUAACAACCUGGGCUCACUUCACCUAACAACCACAAUCAGAAAAUAUGACUCUUGAUGUGAACUAUAUAAAAUGUAAGAAGGACUGAUUCUAAUUGUUUGUGGUUCUAUCUAUUUUUUUUUUUUGCAAAGUUUUAAUUCUACGUUAUGUUAUUGUCUGGACAGUCGCCGCAUGGGUGGACUCCAAUGAGGGAAUUACGGGUCCGCGCCACAGCACCCAGGGUCCACAAAACAUAAGAAAAUAGAUAUAUGUGUG